Paramecium tetraurelia is the source of this 180-nucleotide messenger RNA. RefSeq lists its product as uncharacterized. Gene Ontology annotation, biological process: regulation of actin filament-based process. NCBI's taxonomy places the organism in Eukaryota, Ciliophora, Oligohymenophorea, Peniculida, Parameciidae. The transcript has a single exon. The record is from RefSeq and is a predicted model, not a curated record.
AUGUAAGAGAAAAUUUAAGAAGAAAUAGAAGAGUUAAAGAAAGAUAUUCAACGUUUAGGUACAAAGAAUGCAGAAGGAAAAUACGUUGUUAAAUUUGGAGUGCUAUUCAAUGACGAAAAAACUUAACAAUAUUAUGAAGUAUUCUAUAUCAAUAUUCUAUGGCACUCGUUGGUACUUUGA